Molecule: messenger RNA, 7468 nt
Organism: Acipenser ruthenus (sterlet)
Lineage: Eukaryota; Metazoa; Chordata; Actinopteri; Acipenseriformes; Acipenseridae
Product: AP-3 complex subunit beta-2-like
Exons: 29
Coding region: 351-3848 (1165 amino acids)
Biological process (GO): vesicle-mediated transport; intracellular protein transport; anterograde synaptic vesicle transport
Cellular component (GO): AP-3 adaptor complex; membrane coat
Source: RefSeq, a predicted model, not a curated record
GGAGUGGGCUGUGCCUUCUUCACACACAAUAAAGGGAAGCAUUAGAAGGAAAACUGCGAGCUGAGGAGAGGAGGUGAAAGGAAGGGAGCAGGGUUGGGCAACUGAGAGACUUUGCGCUGUACCAGAUGACCAAUCAGGAUUUGGAACUAAGAAACCUUUCUAACAAGCUGCCACAUUUCCAACUGAGGAUUUAUUGAUUGGAGAUUGUUUUAAUGUUAUAAAUACCCUUGCCAUUCCAAUGGAAUUACAGUAUCUCUUAUCAAUUCUAAGUAAUUAAUCGGAUUUAAAUAUUGUUGAGUGUUUUCUAGACUUUUGCCCCUGGCUCCAAGGUUCUGGUUAUCACUUUGAGAAUGAAGCCCAUGCAAAGACUGUUUCAGCUGCCAGUGACUGCUGUGAAUCUGGUCAAAAACGCUCAGACACCAGAGGAAGCUAAAAGCCCGGUUUUGUCGCCUGAUGGCGGACAGCAAACGUGGUAUAAUGCCUUGCAGUCGGACGAGCUGCGGCUCUUAAGAACGCCGGAUCAGGAGACGCCAUUGGACGAGACUGCGGCCAGUAGCGGCCAAACUCAGCCACUGCGACACGAUGACCUGAAAGAAAUGCUGGACAGUAACAAGGACUCUCUGAAGCUGGAGGCUAUGAAGAGGAUUGUCGCUAUGAUUGCCAGAGGAAAGAAUGCUUCAGACCUGUUUCCAGCAGUUGUCAAGAAUGUGGCCUGUAAAAACAUUGAGGUGAAGAAGCUGGUGUAUGUGUACCUGGUCCGGUAUGCAGAGGAACAGCAAGACCUGGCGCUGCUUUCCAUCUCCACCUUCCAGAGGGGGUUAAAGGACCCCAACCAGCUGAUCCGAGCCAGUGCUCUGCGAGUUCUCUCCAGUAUCAGGGUCACCAUCAUCGUUCCCAUCAUGAUGCUGGCCAUCAAGGAAGCAGCGUCCGACAUGUCCCCCUACGUUCGCAAGACAGCCGCCCAUGCCAUCCCCAAACUCUACAGUUUGGACCCAGAUCAGAAGGACCAGUUGAUUGAAGUUAUUGAGAAACUCUUGGCAGACAAAACAACGCUGGUGGCGGGCAGUGUUGUGAUGGCGUUCGAGGAGGUCUGCCCAGAGCGGAUCGAUCUCAUUCACAAGAACUACCGCAAGCUGUGUAACCUGCUCAUCGAUGUGGAGGAGUGGGGCCAGGUGGUGAUCAUCAACAUGCUGACCCGCUACGCCAGGACCCAGUUCCUCAACCCCAACCACAACGAGUCGCUGCUGGAGGAGAGUGCGGAGAAGGCGUUCUACGGCUCUGAUGAGGAGGAGACGGAGGAGAAGGAUGAGAAGGAGGAGGUGGCUGCCCUGGCCAAGAGGAAGCCCUAUGUGAUGGACCCUGACCAUCGGCUGCUCCUGCGCAAUACCAAGCCCCUGCUGCAGAGCAGGAACGCAGCAGUGGUGAUGGCGGUCGCUCAGCUUUACUUCCACCUGGCUCCAAAGGCUGAGGUCGGUGUGAUUGCGAAAGCCCAGGUGCGCCUGAUGAGGAGCCACAGUGAGGUCCAGUAUGUUGUUCUUCAGAACGUGGCGACCAUGUCUAUCAAGCGCAGGGGAAUGUUUGAGCCAUACCUGAAGAGCUUUUACAUCCGGUCUACAGACCCUACCCUGAUCAAAGUGCUCAAGUUGGAGGUUUUGACCAACCUGGCGAACGAAACUAACAUCUCCACCAUCCUAAGGGAAUUUCAGACCUACAUUAAGAGCAUGGACAAGGACUUUGUCGCCGCUUCCAUCCAAGCCAUCGGUCGCUGUGCCACCAACAUCGGAGAGGUGCGGGACACCUGCCUGAAUGGACUGGUGCAGCUGCUCUCCAACCGGGACGAGCUGGUGGUUGCAGAGUCGGUGGUGGUGAUUAAGAAGCUGCUGCAGAUGCAGCCCGCUCAGCACAGUGACAUCAUCAAGCACAUGGCUAAACUCACUGACAACAUCCAGGUUCCUAUGGCCCGGGCCAGCAUCCUGUGGCUCAUAGGGGAAUACUGCGAACACGUUCCCAAGAUCGCCCCCGACGUGCUGAGGAAGAUGGCAAAGUCCUUCACCAACGAGGAAGACAUCGUCAAGCUGCAAAUCAUCAACCUGGCUGCCAAGCUGUACCUGACCAACUCCAAACAGACCAAACUCUUGACCCAGUAUGUUCUCAACCUGGCAAAGUACGACCAGAACUAUGACAUCAGAGACCGAGCACGCUUCAUCCGGCAGCUGAUCGUCCCCACAGAGAAAAGCGGGGUCCUCAGCAAGUAUGCCAAGAAGCUCUUUCUGGCCCUGAAGCCAGCGCCUGUCUUUGAGUCACCCUUUAAAGACCGGGACCACUUCCAGCUCGGCUCACUCUCCCACCUGCUGAACGCCAAGGCCACCGGCUACCAAGAGCUGCCCGCCUGGCCAGGCAUGGCCCCCGACCCGUCAGUGCGCAAUGUGGAGCUAGACGAAGUGAUCUCGCCGAGCGAGGGACGGAUCGGCUUGUUAGGAGACUGGCGAGAGGUUCCUGAAUGGACCAGGUGCAGCAGCCGUGAGAAGCGCAAGGAGAAAGUGGAGAAGCCAUUCUACUCUGAUUCUGAGGGAGAGUCUGGACCCACUGAAUCUGCAGACAGCGAGUCGGAGCUGCCAAGUGAGAUGGAGAGCGGAGGUGGGAGUGAGAGCGAGGAGGGCGGCUCUGGAUCGGGCAGCGAGGAGAGCGACGAGGGCUCCGAAUCUGGGAAAGAGAAAAAGAAGAAGCCUGAAAAGAUUAAAGUCAGGAAAACCCUACCAGAGAGCGCAGAAAGUGAGCAGAGCGGAGAGGAGGAGAAGAGCGUGAGGAAGAGGAAGGAGAGGAAAGCGAGCUCUGAGUCUUCGUCUGAGGAAGAGGAGGAGAGCUCAUCCGAAAGCAGCUCCUCCGAGUCCGAGUCGGAAGAGGAAUCCGAGUCUGAGCCCGAGACCAAGAAGAAGAAGAAGAUCUCGCUUUCCAAACCAGCUCCUAAACUACCCAAAAAAGAGAUCUCCCUCCUUGACUUGGAUGACUUCAUCCCCACCCCAUCCCCUCAGGUGACCCCCAUCAACAACAUUGUGUCCAACAGCCUGGCCACUGACUUGCAAGGGCUGUCCCUGACCGACAGUGCCCUCUCCCCGACGAUGAUCAGCCCCUCAUUCAGCUCCGUGAAGACCUACGAGCUGCUGCACCGCAUCACCGGGGAGGGCCUGGCGGUGGAGUACUGCUUCAGCCGGCAGCCCUACAGCCUCGACCCGCACAUGGUGGCAGUGCAGAUCCAGUUCAGCAACAACACAGACACUGAGGCCAAGAGCCUGCGCAUCCAGGAGCCCAAACUUAUGUCAGGCAUGAGGAUGCAGGAGUUCCCUGAGAUCGAGGUCCUGGCUCCUGGUGAAACAGUCACUGUCGUCAUGGGAAUUGAUUUCUGUGACUCCACGCAGGCUGCCAACUUUCAGCUGUGCACCCAAACCCGCAAGUUCUAUGUCUCAAUCCAGCCUCCGGUGGGUGAGCUGAUGAUGCCUGUGUUCAUGAGUGAAAACGAGUUCAAGAAAGAGCAAGAGCAGCUAAUAAAGCUGAGUAUGGGUCAUCUGAUGGGAAUGAAUGAGAUCAAUGAGAAGCUGACCAUGGGAGAGAAAUGCCAGAGUGACCACGCCAUCGUCCAAAGAGUGACCUCAGCUGCCAACCUGAGCCGGGUGCCCUGCGGGUCAGACAGAGAGUACAGAUUUGCUGCUAAGACGGUGGCCAGUGGCAGCCUGGUACUGGUUACCGUGGUGACGAAAGAGGGCAUGGCGGCCCAGCUGACCGUGAACUGUGAGAAGAUGGUGAUUGGCACCAUGCUGGUGAAGGACAUUCUUCAGGCCCUGUCACAGUGAUGGAAAUGUGACCUUUAGCUGUACCAUCCCCUUAGACUGCACCAAUCUGCUGUAAUACCCAGACACUUCCCCUGUCCCUUUCCCCAAGUCUCUCCUUCAGCCAGAAACCCAUGCCUGUCUUAGCCAUGGGAGAAUUCGAGUCAUGUUUGCAGAGUACUCAUGUAGCUCUUGCUUGCUCAUAGCAUUACAUGUUUGCACAAUCAGAUAGCAACGAGUUUGCAAGAUGUGUACAAAUGCAGCCCCAAGCAUUUCCAGAUAUAUUUUCAAUAUGUGGUCAACAUAUAUGUGAAGCCAUGUUUUUGAUUUAUUAUACGAGAGCUAACCAUGGCUUUAAAAUCAAAUGUAUUACCUCUUAUUAGAUACAAUAACAUGAUACCCCUUUAAUUGUCAUGAUUCAUAUUAAUUUAGAAUAUGCAAUUAUUUCAAAGGUUAUAGAUAAACUGGUACCUUUGCUGUAGGUCUGAUUGAAGCUUCACCAUUGGACCGGGAAGCAUCAGCCACUUUUCACUGUAGCAUUGUGAUUGAAAUCUCUGUUUACAAAGCUUGAACUCAUUUACAUGGUCUUGUACAAGAACAAAGAAGUGUUUGGUGUCUUAGAAAAACAUAAAGUAUAAACUGCAGGUGUUCAAAACAAAGGUAACAGAAAGUCUAUCACAACAGCUCUCUAACACAGCUCCUAAACGAUUUUCACACGUUUCUCAUAAACUAAUAAUUACCAGAAUUUAAGAAUUUAAUUUAAGAAAUUCUGGUGCUUUACUGGCCUCUCGUGGCCAAUUCCGGAACUACAGGCAACCGAGACACACCCAAUUUAGGCUGCCAAGUUAUUCAAGAAGUCUGUUUUUAUGAGUGAAAUCGAGUUUGAUGAUUCUGAAACUGUUCGGGACUGUUGUUGAUUUUAUUAACAACAGUAAAGAACAGUUUAAUAAAUAUUUAAUAAAACAAUUUUUAAAACAACCUGUGUGUUAAAGCUUUGUGAACAGAGUUCAUUCAUAAUAUACGUAUGUUCUUAAAGCAUGGAAAUAGCAAACAUUUUACCCCCUUUGAAGGUGUUUUCAAAAGUUUGAUGACUGUAGAAAGAAAGAGCAAGUAGAACGAAAAUGAAAUGGCAAUGAUUUGGAUUUCUUUAACACACCGUUGAUUGUACACAUUGACAUUGUUUAUUAUUUUCCCAGGCAAAAAGGCGUUGGGCAUGUUAGUCACAGCUGAAGGAGUUUGCUCCAUAGUGCAAUCACCUCCAUGAUUGUUCCUGGUUUCAUUUCUGCCUAGCGUGAAUGUAGCAUGUAUUAAUGGGUUAGACUGAUACCACAAACCGCCUUGUUGAUUGACAAAACCUGGAAAUCACCAUUUAUUUAAAGAGGAAACAUCGAAACCCUUUCAUAACAUUUCCACACCAAGUAUCUGCAAGGCCCUUAGCAUUUGUUUUUGUUGUCUUCCAAACUUGUUUUCACUUUUUCUAGCAAGGUCAAUGUAUCCUCCCUAUAUAAUUGCUCUUGAUUGUAUUAAUACUUGUACUGUGAUUCUUGAAAUGUAUUUUUGUUUACGACUGUAAGUCGCCUUGGAUAAGGGUGUCUGCUAAGAAAUAAAAAUAAUAAUAAUAUAUAUACAGGGGUGUAGUGCUGGGGGGUCGGGGGGAGCGCUGCCCCCCCACUUCUCUUGGGCAAGGAGAGCACCACUUCCCUGCUUUACGUGCAGAAUAUUGAACUAUUUUGCUCCUGUUGUUAAUAUAUGGAGAUAUACAUGUGUGUAACCCAUACAAAUAAGCAAAGAAUACAAUAACCGUAAGAAACCCUUGAGAGAUAAAGAAAACAUUUGGAACAACAGGUGUGAAUAAUGUAGAGAGGUGAAGGGCACCUGUAUCAACGCUGUGCUGAGGUGUCAGCGUUUUACAAUUAGAUGUAAUAAUUGGAACAGUUCUUAUUUUUAGACCCAUAUAUCAGAAAGAUAAAUUAAGCUAAACAUAUAUUUAAAAGAUAAAGCUCAAUCGCAACAAAUAAAUAAAUGGUACCUGUGGCCUUACACAUCUUUUUUUGCAAACAGAUGCACUUCUGUUUCAAAACCUCAGUCUCAUUCGCUCUUAAGCGGCUGCAAUAGGCUAGUGAGACGAGCUGAUUCUGGACCAAACCAUUCAAUAUACGAGUGGGGGAGUGUUACACAUAGGAUUAAUAAUAAUAAUAAUAAUAAUAAUAAUAAUAAUAAUAAUAAUAAUAAUAAUAAUAAUAAUGACGACGUUUUAAUCGUGUGUAUAUUAGUGUAUGAAACUGGUUGUGAAAAUAUGUACAGUAUUUAUUUAUUUAUUUAUUUAUCUUUAAUAUAAAUAGCUGUACAUCUAGUUGCUUUACAAUAAUACCUCAAUACCUGAUUGUCUGAAUUUGUAAUCAGUUGGUACAGUUGUUAGCCGUUUCAAAUACCGUAACUACUAGUGAUAAACUGUGGUUCUGUUGAGUGUGUGGGGAAACAGGGACUGGUAGGGUUGAGAGAGUGGGGAGGGGGGGGGGGUAGAUAAUAGCGACCCCUCACUUCUAAAUAUAGCACUACACCACUGUGUGUGUGUAACAGGAGAGAAAUUCAUAAAUAUCAAGCCACAUGGAGUAUGUCAACUUUUUUUUUUUUUUUUUACAUUUUUCAAAUGAACGGUGAGUUAAGGUUUUGUGGCUAAAGGCCAUGGUAGCUAUUUAGGAUUAUUAUUAUUAUUAUUAUUAUUAUUAUUAUUAUUAUUAUUAUUAUUAUUAUUAUUAUUAUUCAAACAAGCGUUUCUCUGCUGAAUGUGUUAAUGUAAUAGAAUAUGUGGAUUUGUUCUCUGGUGGUAAUUACAAUGAAUUAUUGUAUAAAUUAGAAGGCACAAAUAUUGAAUGAUGGCAUGUAAAGGGGUAGGGAGGUGCUUUAAUCAUUUUAUGCAAUGUGUUGUAUUUAUCCUUACAGAAAAAAAUGGGAUCCCAAUGUAUUAACCUGAAAAGAAUGCUAAACCAUUAUUAGACAAUUACCAGCAAUUAGAACCACACACUCUGGUACCAGUGUCAUACAUUGUGAUGUCACCAUUCCACCAUACCAGUGUAGCUGCUACCAUAGCCCCUUAGUACAGAACCAUUGCCUUGCCAUUGAAGAAGAUUUAUUUAUGUGGUGUAGCAUUGCUGACACUUAUUUCAAAUUACUUUAAGAACACAAAUAUGAAUUGCAUCUAAUCAAAUCUAAAAUGUUGGGCUGCAUUGCUUAGAAGAUGACAAAUCUUAUACCAAGGCCUGGACUAAGUUACAGUCCACAGUGCCAUGAAAGCAACUUGUUUCUAUGGUGCUUCAGUUGCUAUAUAUACAGAAUACAGUGAAUCUGAAUUGAAUGCUAGCUUAGGUUGUCAAUUGUAUGCACAUGACAGUAACAUAUAUGAGACAUCCUAAUUUAAGAAAUUCUACUAGGAAACUUCCAACAUUUGAGUCAGACGUUUGUGUGGCGAUCAUUUCAAAUGACUUGAUGUAGACAGGGUGACUCGUGUACAUGGCGCAGCAGGUAUAGCAGGUAUCAGUCUGCCCCUCUUUCCUGUUUGGUUGUAAAAUGUGAUGAUGUGUUGUUUGAAUGUGACAGCUUUAUUUAUUAUACAAAAAAAAACUAUCAAUAAAAGCUGAAACCAC